Messenger RNA from Limulus polyphemus (Atlantic horseshoe crab), 1470 nucleotides. RefSeq names its product Down syndrome cell adhesion molecule-like protein Dscam2. Bases 504 to 1151 code for a protein of 215 amino acids. NCBI's taxonomy places the organism in Eukaryota, Metazoa, Arthropoda, Merostomata, Xiphosura, Limulidae. The transcript is spliced from 4 exons. Gene Ontology annotation, molecular function: cell-cell adhesion mediator activity. The record is from RefSeq and is a predicted model, not a curated record. Gene Ontology annotation, biological process: axon guidance; homophilic cell-cell adhesion; dendrite self-avoidance. Gene Ontology annotation, cellular component: plasma membrane; axon.
UGUUCGAAAGCUUUUAAAUUUUUGCUUAGCUUUAUUGAAUAUUUUAUUCAGAAAUAACGUUUUUCACAAUUGUUUCUUGUCCUCAGAAACUUGUAACAUAAACCGUAUGUUGAAGUUCACUGUCGAACUCCUAUUUUUCGAUUUUCAUCAAUUUUUGCGUUAUUUUAAAUAAAUCUUUUUGGAUUCACCAAACCUUUUUGUAAUUUUCGGUUACGACGAUGUGUGGCGCUAGUGAUAGUAAUUCUAAAUGAAAAAAAUAAAGCACAUAUUGUAGUUGCGGCAGACAUUGCAGAAACCAUUCUCUGGUGUGGUUGUCUCGUUGGAUGUUUGUCGAGAGAUGUGUGUGUUUAGGCCUUACAACUUCCAUUGUUAACGUGUUAGUGUGUUUUUUCACGGAAUUAAUUUGUGUCCGAUUUCUCCACGUGCCUGGUUGUGUUAAAGAAACUAGAUAAAUCGCAUCCAUAUAGGGUUAAUCUUGCGCGAGCUUCAGCUUGUGUUACCCCAUGAGGACACUGUGGAUAUCGACAUGGACACUCGCCAUGUUCAUCGUUCGUUUCACCUUAGCCUUAGUUCCCGUGAAAAUUCGACCUUUCAUCAUCCCCAAGUUGGUAGAAGAGGGAGAGAAAGUCCAGAUGAUCUGUGGAUUGGAGAAAGGAAAUGGCAAUGUUGAGUUUCAAUGGUUAAAAGACGAGAUACCGAUAGUUUCCGAAACUCGCUGGACCAUUGUUACACAUUCAGAGUUUUCUGUGUUAAUGAUCGAUAAUGUCAAAGUUACAAAUUCUGGAAAUUACACUUGUGUUGGAAGAAAUGCAGCUGGAAAAGACAGUCAUACAGCAGUGUUAUCAGUACAAGGACCUCCAACGUGGAAAGAAACACCUACCGAUAUGGAGGUUGCAAUUGGUGAAUCGGUUGUGAUUCAAUGUUCCGCUCACGCUUUCCCAACGCCCUCUGUUGUUUGGACUAAGAACUUUAAGCUUCCAUCCGAUACAGCCAAAGAAGAUAUCCAAAGUUUUGUCGAUAGUCACGGAACUUUACGUUUAGACGAUAUUCAACGAGAAGAUGGAGGCUACUACACAUGCGUAAUAGAGAAUGGCAUUGGAAGCCCCCUGCAAAAGACGAUAGAAAUCAAAAUUAAGGGUAAAUCAGUGUAAGAAUCUCGUUGGGCGAGAUCUUUAAAAUAACACCAAAAAUCAUAUUGUUACUUACUUCGCUUUGCUUAAGAAAAAUCUUUGUUUCUUCGCGGAUUUCUUUGUUUCAUUGUGAUGCUUCUUCUUUGUAAAUAUGUUUAUCACGAUAUUGUAAGUUUGUGAUUUGCAAUGAAGAUUGUCGUGCUCUGAAGUUAUCCCGAAAAUGUUUUAUUGUCGAUUAUAGCGGCAUUGGUGACUACAGCGGCACGACUACAAAAUUGACUUGAAAUAAAAGAUAAAAGAGGCUUUUUAAGAUUUUUUUCCUCACCAGAGAAAGUUUUCU